UGGUCGGCAGAGAGGGACACGCCCCUGGGCGAAUCCCGGAGGUGUCAUGUACUACAUUAGUACAGUAGGGCUGUGAUGAUGACAGAUGGUGUCGUGCUGACAACCGGAGUUCUCCAUACAUGUACACAGGGAGGAUGGACACGGAGAGGAAGGACUCCGCCGGUCUCCAGCCUGGAGAAGAUUCCUUCUAUUACUUCGCCUAUGGGAGCAACCUACUGAAAGAGAGGAUCCUGCUGGACAAUCCCUCCGCUUCAUUCCACUGCACGGCUCUGCUCAAGGACUUCAGGCUUGCAUUUGGAUCCCACAAAGGCAAUCGGAACACAAGGUGGCAUGGAGGAGCAGCUACAGUGGUGGAGAGCCAAGGAGAUGAGGUCUGGGGAGUUGUAUGGAAGCUGAAUAUCUCCAGCUUGGACUCUUUAGACAUCCAGGAGGGGGUUGAUGGGGGUGUGUAUAAACCAAUAGAGAUCAAUGUCCAGACAGCAGACGGAGAGCUUGUUUGCCGAUGUUAUCAGAUGAAUCAGUGUGUGUAUGGACUGACAUCUCCUCAGUACAAGCAGGUCUUGUGCAUGGGAGCAAAGCAGAAUGAUUUACCACUUCAAUAUAGGAAGAUGUUAGGAGACUUGGAAACCAAUAAUUACUCGGGUCCAAUUGACAUCAUGGAUCGAUUGAAAGAUGCAUUACAAAGAGUACAAGAUGAUGGAUGAUUUUUGUAUAAAGUGUAGCAUCUUCAUUUUAGCUUUAACUUGAGAUGAUUUGAGUGUUUGCCAUUUUUAUAAAAAUCUUGAGGGUUGUGUUUUUUUUCUUGAACAUAUGAAAAAUAUAUUUUAACAUCUUA
This is a messenger RNA of Rana temporaria (common frog), 835 nucleotides long. RefSeq names its product gamma-glutamylcyclotransferase (gene GGCT). The record is from RefSeq and is a predicted model, not a curated record. Lineage: Eukaryota; Metazoa; Chordata; Amphibia; Anura; Ranidae. Gene Ontology annotation, molecular function: gamma-glutamylcyclotransferase activity. The transcript has 4 exons. Bases 120 to 704 code for a protein of 194 amino acids.